This is a messenger RNA of Canariomyces notabilis, 727 nucleotides long. RefSeq lists its product as uncharacterized. The coding region runs from base 161 to 628 and encodes 155 amino acids. The transcript is spliced from 2 exons. NCBI's taxonomy places the organism in Eukaryota, Fungi, Ascomycota, Sordariomycetes, Sordariales, Chaetomiaceae. The record is from RefSeq and is a predicted model, not a curated record.
GUUUUAGAGAAAUGACGUCUGACCAAAGUACGGGGUUGGCCACACCACUUGGGGCCAACUCGGGACUCUGACACCAAAAACUGGGAUUCUGCCUGCACGCGUAAACUAGCCGACUAGCCCCAUGCAAUUGCUUCCUGCAAGACAUGGUUUUGUCUGAAUCAUGGAAGCUACUGGACCUGCCGUCGCAGAGGACCGUGAACGCUACUUGCGUUCUAGAAAACGCUCAGAUCGCGAUCUCUUGGUGGAUGCGCUUGCACCACCAGUAGGGACCAAGGUUGGACCGCCGACAACCUCCGGCAGCCACGCAGCCCUGUUGCGAUCAGAAAUUCAAUCUGAAAUGUCUCAUGCCUCGACUCUUCAAGCAAAUACAAUGGGAUGCGGGCUGAGCGGACGCACCAGUUCCGAGUAUCGCAACCAGCAUUACCUGAGAACUUGGCAACGUGAGAGACACGUUAUGGCCGGCUUUGAGUUGAGCUUGCUUCAUCAAGCAUUCAUCAAUUCGACAGGAGAGUUGAAAGCUGAAGCUCCGGGCCCGGCUCAGAGAUGGCAGGGAGCUGCAGGCAGGGGCUGGCAGGACGGGACGGGAGCCUUCAAAGCCGGCCGGAAAAAGCUUUUUCCGAGACAGUGAGCAAGGCCCGAAGCGGCAUGGGUUGGGGCUGUCGGGCACGGGCUGGACGGGACCCGAUCUAGGGAACGGUUAUUAGGCCCGGUCCGUAGCCGCAUCUGC